Contarinia nasturtii (swede midge) is the source of this 3455-nucleotide messenger RNA. RefSeq names its product probable serine/threonine-protein kinase dyrk2. The transcript is spliced from 2 exons. Lineage: Eukaryota; Metazoa; Arthropoda; Insecta; Diptera; Cecidomyiidae. The coding region runs from base 125 to 2599 and encodes 824 amino acids. The record is from RefSeq and is a predicted model, not a curated record.
UUUCGAGUAAAGUCAAAGCCAGUGCAGUUCGAUGCUAUUUUAAAUAAAGUUAAAAUAAAUAAAUUACUGUAUUCCCAUAACGGUUUUUCUUCUGAUUGAAUUUAAAAAAAAAUAAUGUGCAAAAAUGUUUAGAACGAGUAAAUCUCUUAUUAUUUGGGCAGCACUAUUGUUGUUGUCGCUGCAAAACUGUCGCGUAAAUUCGGAUGUUAUUCUAUCCGAAGUCAAUAAAUCGUGCCCAUGUUUACCGCGACAUAUUUGCCCACGCACCCUUGGCUCAUCACCAGUCGAUGAAAUUUAUCUGGGUGUAGUCCUGACCUGUGCACAAGAAAAUUAUGUACGUUGUUGUGGGGUAUCGAUCGAACGUGUUGUUGGUGAAAAUAAAAUAACGACAAAGAUGACAGUAAUUGAAGAAGAAGGAGAAGCUGACCCGAUGGCGCCAGAUCACACUACAACUAUGUCACCGUUGACUAAUGACAAUCUUGAAUUGACAACCAAUUCAAGUGAAUUGAUUGCAACCGCAAUGACACCAAUGAAUUCUCAACAAAUGAACGACAUUUUAGACAUUUAUUCAAACGCAAAUAUGGAAGAGGUAAAUCCAACGUAUCGAACGAUUAUUGAUAUGGCACCAGUCAUGUUAGUGUAUGCAAUGUCAGCUCCUAGCCACUAUGAACCAUUGAAAUCGAUUAAAAUGCAUGGCAGUGACGCUUUAACUACUGAAAAACCCGUCGAAGUUGAAUCAAGUGAAGUUGAAAAUGGUACAGAAGAAGUUACCGAUCAAAACACGGACACAUCUGUUGAACCCAUUGAAAUUGAAUUAAAAACGGAACCAUCACAUUUCAUCGAACCAAUUGCAUUUGAAGUUGAAACAACGACAAGAGAUACUGAUCUAUCACAAAUUACUGAAGAAACAACUGAAUUUCCACCAAUUGAUUUGAACUUCAUCGAACCAAAAUCCAGCAAAUUAGACGAAACGGAAAUAAACGCCAAAGAAUUGACAGAAAAUCCAACCACUGUUUCUGAAAUUUUAUCUACUCAAGCUGCCACUGAAAUUUCAUUUACAGAAGCGGCCACCGAGAGCACCGAAGCAGCUUCAGAAACUGUGACUACCGGAACACCUUCUGAAAUCUCACCCAUAGAAGCCGUUUCUGAAAUAUUGGUCACCGAGAUAGCUCCUGAAAACGUAACUACGGAAGUUGCUGUUGAAAGUUUAACAACGGAAAAAUCCAUUGAAAAUGAGGAAAUCAAAAAUAUUGACGAAAAUGAAACGAUAACAGAAAACUUGAUCGAAAUUGAAACGACCACUCAAAAAUUGGCGAACAAUGAAAUUAUCACUGAAAAUUUGGCUGCAGCUGAAAACGUUACAGAAAUUAUGACGAGUACAGAAAAGUUGAUGGAAAAUGAAACGACAGAAAAUUCAUUCGAGAAAAUGGACGUCUUCGAAACCACAACCAUGCCACCUUUAAGUAGUAAACCAAAUGAAUUAAAACCAUUAGCGCUGAUGACUGAAUUAAUGACCAUCGACAAUGCGACAGAAGCUAAUGUGAUUACAACGACUGUUGUUACUGCAGAUGAAAUUGUUCCAGAAAUACUUUCAAUAACCGAGGCAGGUGAACAAACCGACGUCUCAGGUAAUAAGCGCCACAACUCAAGUAUCCAACGUACAAGUUCUUCAAUUACUUCUGAACCAAUUGUACCAUCUAGUACUCCUCGGUUGAUUCCAUCGUUCAAAGAUAAAUUGGAUACUUAUCGCAAAAAUCAAGCGAAUAAAAAUUCAUCAUCCGAAGAAAUUUCCAGAAAAAGUGUUAACGCCACAGAAGUUAAGGCGCUAAAACCAAAUAACCCCGAAACUAAUAAGCUGAUGCAUGAACAACAUGAAGGUACAAUUAUGGCAGUGUAUUCGUCAUUAUCAUCAAUAAUAAAACAGUCUGCCAAUAAGCGACCAACAUUCAAACGAACAACAUCAUGGCGUGAACUUAUUGAGCAUAGCAUGGGAUUGCAUAAACCAACCUUUGGUUCAUAUCGAAGUAAUUUGGCAAAAACAUCAUUAAAUGAAUCGAUUCCGGUGACAACAACUGAAAAAUUAGAAACAACCACUCAAAUUGAUAAAUCAAAACGAAAAUAUAGUCGACGUUUACCUGCUUCGAAUUCGAAUAAAUUUAAAACGACAACAACAACGACGACGAUAACAACAACACCAACGACAGCAACAGCCGCAACAGAAUUGCUUGUCGAAAGUACAACGGCUCGUCAACGUUAUUAUAAUAGACGAAAAUUGCCAACCAAACCCUCAAAAAAUGAGUCAUCGACAGUUGGCUACGCAGCAAAAACAACAAUUACCCCAACAAAUGAACGAUUUCAACAUAAGGAAAACAAUGCACAAGCAUCGUUAGAAAAGCGUAAAAAGUUGUUUGCAACAAGACAACGAGGUAGUGGUUGGUCGAAAAUUGAAAAAACAACCGAUUUGACAACGACUACAUCAACGACAGAAAUUCCAACUAAAACGCCAAUCCUUCAAAGAGCACAACAGCAUCGAUUCAAACUAAAAACAAAUCGAUCCAACCAAUAUACUUUACAAAUCAACGGUUCAGAUUCAACAUAAUGACCAAUCUCGUUUUGAAUAACAUCCAGUCAUUUCGAACAAAAUUGACUGGCCAACGUUGAUAAUCCUGUAUAAAUAGCUUUCGUUUUAGAUAACUACGAUUAAUUGUAGUUCAAGUUAAAAAAAAAAUGUCGAAAAUUAGUAGGCUGGUUGACAUUGUCUCUUAAUCGGCUAUGUUUCAUAUAACAAAUAUGUCACUUGAUAUGAAACUAUAAUUUACAUUAAUUUUACUUUCAGUCCAAUUCGAAAAUAGUCAAUAACAAAAUUCACAUGUAAAUUAUAUGGAUUCAUAUAAAUAAAUGACCGAGGAAAUUAUGAACAAAAUAUCUCAAAAACACAUACAAACCCAUACAUUGUAUUCAUCAACAAUAUCAUCUACUAAUUUAUUUAUAUUUUAAAUAUAGUCGUGGAUAAAAAAUUAGGUUGAAGUCAUACUAUUUUUCUCACCAAUACCAUGUAUGUUUUAAUGAUGAUGGCAAAACUACAAAUCGAUUAAAUUUACCAAUACCACAUUUGGCAUUCACAAGAGAAAAAGAUAAUUCUGGAAAAAUAUUUAUUUAAAAUAAAAGAGGACACAUUAUGUGGCUAAAAAUCAAUACUUCAAAUAAAAGACGUACAUUUUAAAUUCGAACCAUCAAGCUUGGAGACAUUAGUUAAUGCAACACACUUGCAAUAUUGCUCAUUAGAAGAGAAGAAGAGGGCAGAGAGAGAAAAAAAUGUUACUCUUUUUUAUCGUGUAUGCACAAAUGGUGUAACAACAACAAUAACCAAUCGAUGGACAUAAAAAAAGAGAGACAAAGUUAAUAGUCAUUAUGGCAGACCCCAUUAAUUAAUUAUUUAAUGUACAGAAUUUAUG